Messenger RNA from Folsomia candida, 1372 nucleotides. RefSeq names its product zinc finger A20 and AN1 domain-containing stress-associated protein 9. NCBI's taxonomy places the organism in Eukaryota, Metazoa, Arthropoda, Collembola, Entomobryomorpha, Isotomidae. The transcript is spliced from 5 exons. Gene Ontology annotation, molecular function: zinc ion binding; DNA binding. Bases 417 to 965 code for a protein of 182 amino acids. The record is from RefSeq and is a predicted model, not a curated record.
CUACGUUCUUGUCUGCUUGGUGGUGGCCAUGGUGGUGGUGCUGGGCUGAUCUCCAAUUUUCCAGAUUUCGCAUUUUCCUCGUCAUUCCAGCCUAGUUCACGACGAUAAGCACUCCCCUUGCACUUCUGCUGAGGGUCUGACGACCGCGACCAGCGCCACCAGCAGCGCACACACACCCCCAGGGCGAAGGCCACUAAAGACUCGAAGGGACGCACAGUGGAGGUUGAUUGCUUCUUACUUGACAAAAGAUUGUUUCAUCAGGAUCGGACUAAGUUUGGAAAUUUGUGAUUUUUCUUGAUUGCAAACGCUCGCACCACCACCUCAUCUAUUCUAGCAACCAAUAAGUGAAUUUCCGUAGGGAAUUUGGAAUUGACUUCGUGUUUUAGUGGCAUCACCAUUUUACAAACGACAGCACGAUGGAAGGUGAAUCAAAUGGAAUGGAAGGUCAGAAUCAACGUCAAUGCCAAGCAGGGUGUGGUUUCUUUGGAAAUGCAGCCACAGACGGACUCUGCUCCGUGUGCUAUAAGGAAGUCGUCAAGAAGAAGCAACAGCCUCCCACUGGCAGCUUGAAAGUCCCGUCCCCUCGUGCCACAACCUCCUCCAUCGAGUCUCUUUCGCCUCUCUCAUUCCUUCAGCAAGCGCAAAAACUGAACGAUGAAAAGGCACCGACUGAUGAAGCAAAACCGUCUUCUGUCGCCGAAGAGGACACUGCACAAAUUGUUUCGUCUCCUGAGUCAGCUUCGACUUCGCCAAGUGCAGAGUCCAAGAAAAAAUCGAAUCGUUGCUUGUCUUGUCGCAAGAAAGUCGGCCUUACUGGUUUCGAAUGUCGUUGUGGAGGCCUCUUUUGUUCUACUCAUCGCUACAGCGACAAGCACAAUUGCAGUUUUGACUAUCGUCAGUUGGGGGCUGAUGAAAUUCGCAAGAACAAUCCCGUCGUCGUGAGCGAGAAAAUUAACAAAAUUUAAUGUCACCAUUACAUACUCCACUAUAUCUCACCUCACCACCUCCACCUUCAUUAAGUUUCUUUUACAAAUACAAAAAACUUUCAUCAUUAAGUAGAACUAAUACUAAAGAAGCUUAGAAAAUGAAUGAAAAUGUCCAAACGUCUAUAAUAUCCUAGUUUUCUCGUAACGCUAAGUGUACAGUAAUUGUAUUCAUUUGUGAAAAAUUGUAAGUAUAAUAAGCUAAACUUGUGUAUAAAUGGUACGAAUAAAUAAAUGUUUUUUUUGGCAAAUCGAGAACGGCCACUAACUACGAACGUACAUAUAGGGAAUGAUAAACCCUCAGGUUUUCUUUCAGUGUGACUAUGUUUGAAACUCACAGUAUAUAUAUCUAUAUGCAAUAAAUAAGUAAACAUACUUAAACAGCUUCA